AGAGUACCAUAAACGCAAGUGUAAGAAUUUCGUGGCAUUUCUUAAAGCUCUCUACUCCCUGAUACGCUGCGUGUAUCAUUUGAAGACACGAGAUCUACGGACUAAGGUAGCGAGUAAAAGAGUGCUUCUAACAUAUGUAUGGACAGAGAACAGUUCAGAACUGAUAGAGCUAUCCAGUGUAAAUUAAGGUUAUAGUUUAGGUUAGGUUUAACACUGUAUCAUUGACUGAUGUCAAUGUAAAGGUAGCUCUUUCUUCUCAAGUAUUUUGAGACCUUGAGUAGAGGUCCAACCAAAGAUUUAAACUGAGUCUCCCAGAUUGAUUCGAAAGACAAGUGCCGGUACAUGCAAUUGUGUUCCUUGUUCUAACUCGUUGCUUCGGGUUACUGAACGAAUGACUUAGAUUCUUGCACUUCACUUGAUGGCAUUAAUAUUAGGAUGUUAGGGUUUGUAAUCCAAGUGAGAAUAUAUACAUUUUAAGACCUAACCAGGAACGACUGCGAAAAUUCAGCACAAGGUCUUCUGGUAGGAAUUGAACCUACGGCCCUGCGAUUCCGGUGCAGCGCUCUAACCAACUGAGCUACAGAGGCCAGCUGUUGAGCUGUAACCGUAAGUUCAUGUAUAUAUAGGUAAUCGGGUGUUUACAGCUCAACAGCUGGCCUCUGUAGCUCAGUUGGUUAAAGCGCUGCACCGGAAUCGCAGGGCCGUAGGUUCAAUUCCUACCAGAGGACCCUGUGCUGCAUUUUCGCAGUCGUUCCUGGUUAGGUCUUAGAAUUUAUAUAUUCUCACUUGGAUUCCAAACCUUAACAUCCUAAUAUUACUGAACGAAUACCUUUCAGAAACAUGUACUUUGUCUUUAUGUACUUCAUUUUAAACACUAAGUACAUCUUAAGUAUUAAGUUUUUACCAGCUCAAACACGCGGCAAUAACCAUUGCAGUACACACGUAAAAACGCGCAAGUUGUAACAAACCUGCAGCAGACUAUAUAUGCUGUUCCAACAACUUGUCAACAGGAUGUGUUCGCACUGCUUGUUCCCAGCUUGUUGACAAGUUGUCAACGGCUUGUUGACAACUUGCUACAAGGUUGUUGAGCUCAACAGACUUGUUACAAGUUGCUCCAACAACUUGUUGUCGUCCUGCAAUUCAACAAUUUGUCAACAAGUUGUGAGUGACAACCUUGUAGCAACUUGAUAAAAUAACAGCACUGUUACAACUUGUUGACAAGCUUGCUACAAGCCUGUUGCGAACACAUCUUGUUGACAAGUUGUGAGUGACGACCUUGUAGCAACUUGAUAAAAUAACAGCAUUGUUACAACUUGUUGACAAGCUUGCUACAAGCCUGUUGCGAACACAUCUUGUUGACAAGUUGUGAGAUUUUUACAUGUGUACCAGUCAGGUACGACUAAGAAUCUUGGAUUAUGGCACCCUGAUUCUCUGUUAAUACAUUCAGGUGCCACUCAGUCGAGACUAUCUGAAAGUGAUCAACACAGAUGUACCCUUGGACGCCAAAGGAAAACCCAUCAGACAUCAGAGAGUUACAAUUACCAAUGCCCAAAAUAACGAGGGCUCAACAGAUUCUUUUCACAUCAGAGGAAGCGACUCGGACCGAGUGACCAGUACGGUCCCUAACGAGUCCUUGCCGAACGUUUCACGACCAUCAGCGAUAGAAUGCGGUUCUACUUCAGAAAAGCAAAGUACUGGUUUUCCAGCUAAGCGGUAUGAAGUUGCGACUAUUGUGUUAUUUUACCACUUUAUCAGGAUGUGUUCGCACUGCUUGUUCCCAGUUGUUGUGACAAGUCUGGAACAAGUUGUCAUCACCUUGUUACAAGGUUGAUGACGGUAACAGACUUGCUACAAGUUGUCCCAACAAGAUUAAUGCAGGCUGUUCAUAACAAGUUUCUACGGGUUUGUUGUCAUCAACGUAUUAACAACUUGUUAUACGUGCAGAUGAUAUCAGACUUUGUAUAACAACUUGUUGCAAGUCUGUUGGCCUCAUCAACCUUGUUACAAGAUGAUCCAACUUGUUCCAGACUUGUCAACAACUGGGAACAAGCAGUGCGAACACAUCUUGUUGACAAGUUGUGAAGUUUUUAUGCUUGUACUGUACCACCCCGAAUUUUCGUGUCACUAUAUUAAUAAUGAAUGUAUCAUUCCUGCUGCACUUACAGGCACGUGUCACAUUCAUUUCUUAUUAUUUAGUAUGAAAAAUAUGCUGGCACGAUCUGGUACGUUAGAAGAUAUUCCAGAGCCUGGCAGUUUGCCUGCAGGUCAAGACAAUCCAUCCAGUAGAGCUGGGAUCAGUCGCUGUAGUCUGCAGGGGACCUUGUUAUCA
Molecule: messenger RNA, 2329 nt
Organism: Paramuricea clavata
Lineage: Eukaryota; Metazoa; Cnidaria; Anthozoa; Malacalcyonacea; Plexauridae
Source: the annotation of a GenBank genome assembly